AUGGACCCUCCUCCUCCCCCUCCUCAUCCCCAAUGCCAGUUCCGGAAUUGGCUGGAGCUUCCCCGGGACGUGACGGUGUCGAUCCUCCUGCGGCUCGGCGCCAUCGAGAUCCUGACUAGCGCGCAGAGGGUUUGCUUGCUCUGGCGCAACCUCUGUAAGGACCCGUCCAUGUGGCGUAAAAUCGACAUGCGCAACCUCGGCGACCUCUGGGAUAUGCCUUACGACCUCGAGACGAUGUGCCGUCACGCCGUCGAUCGUAGCUGCGGCCAGUUGGUCGAUAUCAACGUCGAGUACUUUGGCACGGACGAGCUUCUCCACUACAUUGCCGAGAGUUCAAGUCAGGUCAGACGUCUUCGACUCGUAUGUUGCUAUAAAAUUUCAGGCAAGGGAUUGAGUGAAGUGGCUGCAAAACUUCCAUUGUUGGAGGACCUUGAGAUUUUGUAUGGUUUGUUGUCAAAAGAACCUCUGGAAGCUGUGGGCCGUUGUUGUCCUCUUUUGAAGUCACUCAAAUUCAAUAGCCAGGGCUACAGAAGACCUCGCAUUGAGUGUGAUGAGGAGGCAAUUGCUAUUGCAGAGAACAUGACUGAAUUACGCCACCUCCAGCUUUUUGGAAAUAAGCUGACUAAUGAUGGCUUGAAGGCAAUACUUGAUGGUUGUCAUCACCUUGAAUCGCUUGACCUACGGCAAUGCUUCAAUGUCAAUCUAACUGGGAAUUUGGGAAGAAGAUGUGCGAUCUCCUUGUGAUUCCACCGAUGACUAUGAAUUCAAUGCUGAACUUCAUGAUACCAGAUCUUUUGAUGGUGAAUAUUGGUAUGAAUUCUCAGGUGACGGCGAUAGUGAUGACCCAGACUUUGGUGAUUUUGAAGAUCAGUGCCGAAAACUUUUAAAUGAUUAGCCUUCUGCGGGUGCAAGUAAGUAAAAUGACUUUUGUGCUGCACUUAACUAUUGGACGCCAAUAUUUUGAAAUGUUUUGUUUUAGUAAUUACGUUGUGACUAGGAUUUGAUGGUUUGCAGUCUACUCAUGGUAUCCUUAUAUGUGAAAAACGUAUUUUAAAACAGACAAAAAAUAUAUAUAUAUAUACAUUAUAUUUACUAAGAAGCUAUAACUUUGGAGGGGGAGAAGAAAAAACAUAUGAAAUAACUCAAAAUGGUUGAAUUGCUUGAUAGCAUGGUUUUCUACUGCACCAUUCCUUCACCAGCUCCUUCCUAUUAUACAUACUG
This is a messenger RNA of Juglans microcarpa x Juglans regia, 1221 nucleotides long. RefSeq names its product putative F-box/LRR-repeat protein 23. NCBI's taxonomy places the organism in Eukaryota, Viridiplantae, Streptophyta, Magnoliopsida, Fagales, Juglandaceae. Bases 1 to 744 code for a protein of 247 amino acids. The record is from RefSeq and is a predicted model, not a curated record. The transcript is spliced from 2 exons. Gene Ontology annotation, molecular function: protein binding.